Molecule: messenger RNA, 6453 nt
Organism: Notodromas monacha
Lineage: Eukaryota; Metazoa; Arthropoda; Ostracoda; Podocopida; Cyprididae
Source: the annotation of a GenBank genome assembly
AGGUAGCUUUCUGUUUUGUGUGUUCCGUUAUGGCACGGUGGGAAGACCAACAUAGACGGGACCACAAGCGAGAAGAACCACCGAAUUCGCGUCUUUUUAUUGUUUGUGGUAAAGAUUUAAGUGACGAAGAUUUCCAGGAAGCUUUUUCGAAGUUCGGAUCCAUUGAAGAAAUAUGGAUGGUAAAGGACAAGAUUUCCGGGGAGAAGAAAGGUGUUGCUUAUAUCAAGUUUUCCCGGACAUCUGAGGCCGCUCUUGCGAUGGAAGAAAUGAAUGGCAAAUGUAUUGCUCGAAGUCCUAGACCCCUAAAAGUUUUGAUAGCCCACAAUCGCGACCAGGGUUCUAAAAGAGAAAUGAACGAAGAAGAGCGGUUGUUGAGGCUGUUCAUCGUUGCCCCACGACUGAUGUCAGAGCAGGAUUUGAGAAUUCACUUUUCUCAGUUCGGUGACGUUGAGCACGUAACCCUUGUGAGGGACAAGGUUACGAAAGAGAGCAAAGGCUUCGGCUACGUCAAAUACCACAAGAUGUCGCAUGCGGCAUUAGCGUUUGAAAAUUGUGAUCGGAUGUUCCGAGCAGUUUUUGCCGAUCCCAAGCCCGUUCGUAACCAGACUUCGGGCGGAUCAUCUCAAUCAGGCCAAACUCAGACAUUGAGCACUGCAAGUUCGAGUGAAAAAGAUCUGUUCACUGGGCACCCUGUGACACCAUUGAGUGUCGGAUUGGGCACCCCGUCUCUUACGUCGGGUACCUCCGGUCUUCUUCGUCAGUUUCCCACCAGUUUUGAUCAACUGAGUUCUACUGCGUGUACACGUGCAGGUUCGACAGAUAGUAGCGGGACUCGAUUGGUCGUCCUUGCAUCUCCGCAAUUGAACCAAGACCAGUUGUGGCGUCUUUUUGACAUAGUGCCUGGGUUGGAUUUUUGUGACUUGCGAAGGAAGAGUGGACAGGGUCGAAGUAUCGCGAAUGUCGUCUACAACAACGCCCAAUCGGCCAACUACGCCGUGGAGAAGUUACAUGGGUUCGAAUAUCCUCCUGGCGAGCGUCUUAUAGUCAAGUUUUACUCCGGAUUCGGCGAUAAUUUGUGCGGACUGUUCGAUAACAAGCUGUCAUCUGCAGCAACAUUGCCGAAUGUAUCGGGUGGAACGGCGUCUGGUGGAAGUGCCGCCACUGCAGCUAUGGCUGCAGUUGCCGCAGCUGCUGCUGCAGCUUCACAAGGUGUUAAUGGGAAUCAGAUUUCUCCAGAAAUCGCAAGGCAAGUAUCCACGCUGAUGGAUACACUUGUUACCUGCCAAAACUUGAUGCAAGCUGGCAACUUCAACAAUGAAAAUGCUGGUUUGGUUGGAAACUUGCUGGGUCUGGGGACGACUCCGGACCUUAAUACGGCUCCGGGAAUAUCCCCUAUGUUGGGACAGAAUGUUCUGACCGGUUUGAACUCCGCAUCUGGAGGAGAGAUGUAUGAUCCGAGUUACUGUUCUGUGAAACUUCCCGCUCCUCAGCCGCUUGCACCACCUGACUCCAGCAUUGCGCUUAGGUUGUUUAUCGUUUGUUAUCCUGUGCCGCCGGCAUUGUAUGCUUUAAAAGACGUUUUUGGAAGAUUCGGCGGUCUCAUCGAUGUGUAUAUCCUUCACAACAAGAAUUACGGGUAUGCGAAAUACGCAAACAAAGCGGGAGCUGAACGGGCUGUCGCCGUGUUGCACGGACAAGAAAUUUUGGGAUCCCGCCUCAAAGUUAUGAUUGCUACGGAUCCAAAUUUCAUAAAUGCUUCAUCCACAACUAGCUCGACGUCGACGUCACUGGCGGACGUUCUUUCUGCUUCCACAGUCAAUUGUGCUAUGUCAGGUUCAGGUUCGUCAACAUCGUCAUCGUCGUCUGGGCACUUAUCGGACCGAGCCGACUGCAAAAGAAUUAGAAUCGAGAGAGAUGCUACCGAUACAAUCGACGGUUUGAUGUAUAGUCGAAAUAUGGACCCCGAGAACUGCGCGCUGUGUGCCUUUUAUGAUCUACCGAACGAAGUGUUAAUGCAUAUUCUGAGUUUUCUGCCGUAUGAGGAACUAUCACGAUGCAGAUUGGUCAAUCGAAAAUUCAACAUUAUUUGCGGUCAUCUACUUACUCUCGGUUUGAAAAAAGCUGAUGAAAUGAAGAAACGUCUAUCAAAGCAAAUUAGGCGACUAGCUCCACGCCGCGAAUCCUUGAGAAGGAAACAUGCCUUGGCUUGUACUUUGGAUAUUCUGUCUGCGCUGGACGUUCGAAUGUCUCUUCUGAGCAUGUCUUACAUGCGUUACGUCGGUCUUCAGUUAUGUCCUGUUGUCCCUGGGAAGGUUUUGGAUGAAAUCUUCGCACUUUUGAGGAGGAUCGCUUCUUGUCCUACGAACGUAGACCCCGACAUUCUUGUGGAAAUCCGAGAUAUAUCCUCUAUGGCUGUGGAACAUUUUGAAGAGAAUAUCGCUCCGGUGUUCAAGGAGAUGGAAUUGAGCGGUCAUGGAAAAAAUUUGAACAGUUUGAAGAGAGUCAUCCAAGCGAAGUCGGAAUCGUGUGAUGGUGUACCGUCGAAGCAAAAAUUACUCAUAGAUUUCAAUACAUACGUAGAGAUGAAGAACACCGCGAGAUCUCUUCUCAAAGAAUAUUGUUCGUUGAAGCGUAGGCUUAAUUGUGUGGAAACUGCUGUAUCUGAAAUGCAUCGGUCGAAUUUUGUGGUACUGGAAGCAGCAGCGGAAGAAAAUAAGUCACGAAUCGAAAGACUUCAGGAAAUUACCGCGUCUUCUGAAAAGUUGUGUCCUGGUGGUGUUGGAUACACCCGUAAGAAGAAACGUGUCGCUGACGGUGGUGAAGUGUCGAAAUUGAAGAAACGGAAAGUGGCAAGAAAUGUGUAAAAACUAAAAAUUGUGAUGCUUUUUGAGCAGCCGUAGACAAAGUCAUUCAUCUCUCACGUGUACAAACCUUCCACCUGGUUGAGGAUGCGUUCUUAUGCUACGCAUAAUUUCCGACAGAUGUGUGAUUGUGAAUGAAUCCGUGAAUUUUUCUGUUGAAAAGCGUUGUUCGAACAUGGAUUUAAACGCCGGGCUUGAGGAUCUUCCGGACGAAAUGCUCGUCAAAAUUCUCUCCAGCUUGAACUACGGACAACUGGCGUGUUGUCGAAUGGUCUGUAGGAAAUUCAAUGCCGUUUGCGGGGAACUGUUGUCCGCCGGAUUUAUUGCCGUGGAAGCAGAGAAAAAUCGUAUUUCAAAAGAAUUGCGACUUCGGACUCCAAGGCGCUUCUCUGAUCGCAAGUGUCAUUCUUUAUCAAAGCAUAUUGAGAUCUUGGCUUCGUUGGAUACCAGGAUUUCGUUAUUGCACAUGACCUACUCACGUUACAUUGACUCGAAGCAGUGUCCGUUUGUUCCUGGCAAGGUUCUGGAUGAGAUCUUCAGAGUGCUCAAGGUGGUGUCCAAGUUUUCUCCUAUUCCGUGGGACUCGGAAAUGCUAAAAGAACUUCGAGAUUUGUCAUCCAUGGCAAUAGAACAUUUCGACGAGUUUAUCGCCCCGCAAUUCAAGGGAAAAAUCCGGAGCAUCAUGCCGAUUGGGCUAUCUACUUCAGUCCUGGGUAGCUUGCAAGUGUCCCUCUCAAGGACACCGAAAAAGCAAGUGGGGACCUUCAAUCCCUUGGACGGAUUCGGAGUUAAGCCGAAGACUUAUCUUGGAACUUCGACCAGGAAAACGUCGCAUCCUGGUUACGGUAGCGAUUUCAGAAAUUUGACGGCCGAAGAAACUGUUCGUAAUCGCAUGCUGUUGAUCGAUCCCGACGAAUAUUGGGAGUUGUAUUCUCAAAUUCAGUCUUUAGCUUUAACGAUCCCGAAGUUGAAAAAACAGAUUUGCAAACUCACUUGUGAGCUGAAAUCGAAGCCAUCAAACAGCCCGCCGGUUGGAGAUUUGGAGCGUGUUUUAGCUCAACAAGAACAGCAGCUGGAUAUGUUGGAACGUUUGACGAUCAUUCAAACUGAGCAUGAUGAAAUUUGUUGUGCCGUCGAAGUGGAAAAUGGAUCCGUAGAAUCCGGUGCAGUGAUUGACAAGUGCGACGUGAAAAUAACGAAAAAGUGCAUGAAACGUACGCGUCAGAAAAAUGAUCCUGCUACCAUUGAUCGUGCCGGUCCAUCGAAGCGAUGUCGUCGGAAAAAUUGAUGGACUACUCGUCGUUCAGGGGGUUUACUAUUUCUCCCAGACCUGAUAAAAACGAUGAGUAAUCGUAAAAUUUAAUCAGAGGUCUGUAUUUUGUAUAAUGAUUUUCGUGACUCGUCAGUGGAAAUGUGAUAAGCCCGCAUGUUUGAGCUAUUUUUUUCUGCUGAUGAGCAGUGCCUUGAAUUGUCUCAAUUGGUUUUCGUUCGGGUUAUGUAUUUUUCAGUGGGUGAGCAAUUUCUUCGGUUUAUAUGACUAAUAUUGUGUGAUUGGGUCCAAAUUCAAAAUUGCGUGUACUUUCAAGAAAACGCAUUUGACGUCGUGGUCUGUGUGUUGUUUUCAACCCCCUUCUGCAGUGAUGUUUAAAUUACGCUUUGUGAUGUUUCAGGUGACGCUAUUCCGCUACUUCUUCUCUUUUCAUUGCCAUCUUGUGUUAUUGAGUGGUGUUACCGUCCAUAUCUUUUCCCGUUUGAAUGGGAAGUAUGAAUUGCGUCCGUUCAGUGCCUUUCAUAUGACUGAUACCCGUACUGGGUGUUUGUGAAACGAAAGCAGAAUUGUUCAGGCUGACCUCAUGGAACUACCGCACUACAUACCACGUUCAAACAUCGGCUACUAUCAGCAACAAACUCCACCCCCGAUGUCUCAACAAAUGAUGCAUUCCAAUCUUCAGCAACAGCACAACCCGAUGAUGUCGCAAAUUCAGUAUCGGUCUUCACACCAACCGAUGUUUAUGCGGGGUUCGAACAAUUUCGUGCCAGCGAAUGUGCCAAUGCAACCCCAGGUGUACCAGCACAGUUACUCAGCUUCCGUUCAGAACACAUUCCAUCAGCCUAUGGCCCAGCUUCCGGCCUACCAUCAAAGCAUGAUGCCAAAUCAGCCAGUGCCGCAGACUCCGGUGAAUGAAGUGGUACCCGAAGUGCUGGCGAGCAAGGACCCCAUAACUAAAGCAAAAGCGUUGGUUGGAGCAGUGAAGCGAGCGCUGGAACAUUUAAUUGAAGUGGCCAUGGGGAAUCUCAAAUACAACGCCAGUGUUUGCGCUGGGUGUCCGAAUUCUGUCCCUGCGAUGCCUCCACCUGCUUUUGAAUCCGCAUUAGAAGAAUUCGUUUUACUAACGAACCGAUUGGAGAUGCAUUUGAAGAUAAUAUUGGAAACCUGGAAAACUGCGAGCGUGAGCCAACGCUUUGUGCCAUUGCCGGUGAGCUUGUCAAAGAUGGACUCCAUCCAACCUGACAAUGGGGUUCUGAGUUAUUCGCAAUACCUCGCCAUCGUUCGUGGGCAGGUUGAAUUCAUCUCUGGGCUGAGAUCUGCUCUCACCACGUUCACUCCGUUGUAACUCUGCGUAAACUUACCAUUCCACAAGGAAAGCUUCCUCGCUCGAGUAUUCAAAUGUUCCUUCUCGGACCAACUUCAGGAAAGAAAAUUUUGAAAUUGAAGUUUAUGAUGCGUUGGGAAAAUGUCGAGAGUUUAGCGUCCCGUGUCGAGAUGCGUGUGUAUAUAUGCGAUGUCGUCGUGUUCAACGUCUCCCAAGAUGGGGGAAAUAUAAUUUUAGUCUUGCAUUGAUAGCUGGCAUUCCUGGUGCGGAUGUGUCCCAGAAAGAAAAAAAAAAACUAUGGGCGCAUCUUGUAGAAUCGGAGAUAUGGAAACUACGCGGUUUUUUUGUGGAUGAAGAGAGCGUUUUGUCACUCCUUCGUCCCCCUGAACUUAUCGCUGGAAAACUGUCUGGAUUAAUCGAAGCGCCACUCGGAGAACUAUGCACUGCAUCUGAACUUCGAGUAUAUUCGAAAUCUCGGCUGCUGAGCUUCGCUUGUAUCUUGUGAUGGACGGGAUGUAUUACCAGUAUCCAGAGAGAGAAAACAAUGUUUUUUCAGCGGAAGGUGUGUUGAUGACGUCUAAUGGAUUGUCCACGCGCAGUGGUGUUAUAUUUAAUCUUGUGAUUUGAGUUCCGUAUUUGUUAUAUGAUCACACAAAUCACUCGGAAUUGCUAUCUGCCUCCCAGUGCCUGAAUGGAUGAAAGAAACGGGGAGAAAAAGGAAUAUUUUGACACGUGUUUUUCGCUGUGAUCCGUUCGUCAAAUUCCUCGAUUUCUGGGUGGGUAUUGGCCAGUGCACAUAAAUUAGUCAGCAGUAAAAGUAGAGCUAUUGGGCACUUCAGGGGACAUGUGUUGGAUGGUGUUUGUUUUGCUUGUUUGCUCGGUUAUCUCGCUAGUCACGGGCCUUCGACUUGGCAAGAAGAAACUUUAUGAGCUGGCUUCGGAGGAAGAUCUGUGUGCAGGGAAAUAAAAAAGAAAAAUGGUGUUGUUGUUUGUAGAAA